AUGCCUUCUUCUCCAGUCGAACACGGCUCUUCCGAACGCAGUCUUUCAUCCAUACCAAUAGAGGAGGACAUGAAAGAACGGAUGACCGAGAGUGGGUCAUCACGGCAACGCCAGGGCUCAGAUUGGUCUCUCAGUUCGGACACACAAAGUGAAGAUAUGACGAAGCACGAAGAAAGCAGUCUGGGGGCGUCUCCUGCAGGACAAGCUGCUCCAUUUCCACCACCACCACCGCCGCCGCCACCGCCGGUUGAUUGUCACUUUGGCCCCGGAGGAUUCAAUUCUCAGAUUCCUCAUCCACCUCCACCACCACCAGGCCUACCUGACUUCAUGAACGCUCCGAUGAUGACCUCAGCACUUCCUCCCCCGCCCCCGCCCCCGCCACCCGGUCCUCCUCCGCCCGCAUUGAGCAUGAACCUAUACAGUGCAGGAGAAGAAGUGCAUACCCCCAAUCAGUUCAUCCAAAUGCAGUACUCCAACGAGUCUAUCUCCGACUUUGCCAGCCGUGUACUUCGCAUCGGGCCUUUCAGACGCAACGUCUUUAUGACACUUCAUCCGGCUAGUGCGGCUGACUACAAGGAGUACGAGUGGCUUAUCAAGUACGGAAGCUCUGAGAUUUGGUAUGAGAAGCCUACCAAAGCGCUUCUCAGGAGUGUCAAGACACUCGAGGCGAACCGACGGGCACCGGGCGAGUUGCUUCCCUUACACAAUGCCAGGCCAGUGAGUCUUGAGACGCCAAAAGUAUGGGCAUCAGCUGCCAUGACGACACCGACCGACGACGACAUCUUUGAGUGUGUUGCUGAUCAUCCUGUGGAUGAUGGCUACGACACCGGGACAUGCCACCAAUGUACUGAGGCCAAGUCACAGGCACUUGAAAGCACACCUCUCGUCUACUGUCUAGUGUUCAGUACCUGCCAAGCAGCCGAUCCUUUCAUUCACGGCGCCCACUUCAACGGCCGCCAGAUCUACAAGCUUGUCAAGUGUGGCAGUCGCGAGGCUGCAGUUGCAGAGACCUUUUACGCCGCAGGUGUCAACGGAUGGAGUCUGGCCUUUAGCUGCAUCAUGAAGCUAGGUGACGACUUCGAAGAGAGAUGCGGUACGGCCAAAAAGGUCAACGUGCUUUGGAUGCUGGCUGAAGAGGAGGCCGAUGAGAAGAUCGUCAAAGUAUUCUACUAA
Molecule: messenger RNA, 1173 nt
Organism: Alternaria conjuncta
Lineage: Eukaryota; Fungi; Ascomycota; Dothideomycetes; Pleosporales; Pleosporaceae
Exons: 3
Coding region: 1-1173 (390 amino acids)
Biological process (GO): actin filament polymerization
Cellular component (GO): cytoplasm; actin filament
Molecular function (GO): actin binding; microtubule binding
Source: RefSeq, a predicted model, not a curated record